This is a messenger RNA of Aricia agestis (brown argus), 2149 nucleotides long. RefSeq names its product chitotriosidase-1 (gene Cht11). Gene Ontology annotation, biological process: carbohydrate metabolic process; chitin catabolic process. Gene Ontology annotation, molecular function: chitin binding; chitinase activity. Bases 128 to 1435 code for a protein of 435 amino acids. The transcript has a single exon. Lineage: Eukaryota; Metazoa; Arthropoda; Insecta; Lepidoptera; Lycaenidae. Gene Ontology annotation, cellular component: extracellular region. The record is from RefSeq and is a predicted model, not a curated record.
UCUGUGGUGUCUAGUGAUUUAAAUGUUUCUUUAUUUUAAUUUACCCAUAUAUUAUUUCCGAGUGUGACUUAAGAAGAAUAAGAAAAUCGUUAAACUUUCUGGUCAAGUUAAUAUUCUCAGUACUAAAAUGAAAAAACCAAGACCAAUUACUUUACUUGAUGUGCAAACACUUUGUAGGCGAGGACUAUUAAUUACUGUACUACUGGUAUCUGUUACAUUGAUUGUUUUCUUUGUUAUUAUUGAAUUCAGUGAAUCUUUAGCAUUAAAAGAUAAUGCCGUGAAAUUUACCAACACAGUUAAAAACACCAAUUUUGACCAAUCUGAAAAGGUAGUUUCUUGCUACUAUAACACCCCGAAUAAUCAAAAUCUGACCCAGUUGCUGCCACUAGAUAUUAAUCCACUCCUAUGUACACAUAUAAAUAUCGCAUUUGCACAAGUGAGAAACAAAGUAAUUUUUAUGGAAGAAUAUCAAUAUGGAACUGUAUUAGAAUUAGUAAAGUUAAAAAAGCAAAACCCAAAUUUGAAGUUAUUGCUUUCGGUUGGUGGAUCAGGCAAUCGUGAUGGGUUUUCAGAUAUGGUGAUAGAUCAUGCAUCUAGAAAAAGCUUUAUAAAGUCUAUAAAAUAUGUUUUAAGAAACUAUUCUCUGGAUGGUGUAGAUUUGGACUGGGAAUUUCCAGGAGUUAGAGGAAAUACUGAAGUUGGUACUAACAUGCUUAACUACAAUAAAAGAGAAAGGCAGCAUUUUUCACAGUUGCUUAGAGAAAUCAGGAUGGAAUAUUAUAGAGAAAAAAGACAUUAUUUACUCACUGUGGCAGUAGCUGCUCAACAGAUUAUUGUUGAUGCUGCCUAUGACGUGGACCAAAUAAACAUGUAUGUGGACUAUGUCAACUUAAUGACAUAUGACUACCACUACUACACCAGCUUUACACCAUUCACUGGUCUCAACUCACCCUUAUACCCCAGACCAUCGGAACAACUUUAUAUGGGAACUCUCAAUAUUAACUAUACUGUUGCAAUGUAUUUGAAUAAAGGCCUAGAUGCAAGCAAAAUUGUUUUGGGAAUACCAACAUAUGGUCACACAUUUACCCUGGUAAAUGAAAAUAAUAGAAAUAUCGGAAGUCCAGCAUCGGGAUAUGGAGCUUUAGGUAAUCUGGGUUUCGUUAACUAUCCAGAGGUUUGUGAAUUUAUACAAAUACACAAUAUGUCUAUUAAUGUCGACAGUAAUGCUAAAGUGCCUUAUGUAUAUAAAAAUUCAGAAUGGGUGUCAUACGACAGCCCCGAGAGUGUGGUGGAGAAAGCCAAGUUCAUUAAAGACAACAAACUGAGAGGAGCCAUGAUAUACUCUUUAAAUGCAGACGACUAUGAAGGCAGAUGCAAGCACUUGCAAGGCAACAUAAGAUUUCCCUUAACAAUGUUUAUAAAGAACACACUAUGAUGAGCAGAAUAAUGUCCAAGUAACAUGAGAUAAUAAAGCAAAAUAUAGUUACCUUCAUUUUCCGCGCGACGUACGUGAUUUUAAACAUGGUACAGGAUUUCAUCGUCACAGCCUGGUCAGCGCGAUUAGGUCUGGCAAGACGGACAUCGCGGCGCGGGCGUCUGUCGCCUACGCUAAAGUUUUACGUCAGGGUUCAAGGUGUCUACAUUUUGUGCCCACUUGUUUAAACUCGAGCUUUAUUCCUUGCUCAACUACUGCAGAGAACACCAGCAAAUUCGUACUAAACUCGUCGAUGCAUCGAAUCGCGCAAACGGCGACGGACGUUUGCUUCAUACUGCGUGUUUCUCCAUUCCACACGCUCCGCAUUAAUUAACUAUCAUACUUUUACUAAUAAAAAGUAUCUGAAACGGUACAAGUUCAGUGGGGGUUUCCACUCGACCGAGUAUCCACCAACACCGCGGCCAGUACAAAUAACUGAACUCAUUUAAACAGUUUCAUCAUGUGUGUAAAUAACUUUAUUUAAUUACAUUCCUAACCAUGUUUCUGUUUGGAAGUUACUUGGUGCCAUAUUUCUCUAUUCAAAAACCAGGCGCAAAUGCGUGGGCUCCAAUGACAAUAAAAUUACGCAAAUAUGUUACCGAGAGCCACGGCUGUGAAUAUGUAAACAUUAUGUUACAAGUUGUUCGGGUGAACACCGUUAUCCUUAAAACCAUC